AUGGCGAUAUUUUCUUCCGUUUUCCUGUUCCUCCUAGCGGUGGGACUUGCUCUGCUAACAAUUCUUACGAGGCGCAAAAUCAAGGAAAGCUAUAUCGGCUUCCGUGCUAUAGCUUACAGCUAUGACUUGAUGUCAUCUAGCUUCAGACCCGGCCAAAACACAUAUCAUUUCACUAUUCUUGGAAAUCCUGUGGUUGGAUUGAGAGGUCAAGAAGCGAGGAAAGUGUUCUUCAACGAAAGGAACUUCAGUACUAGUGAAGGAUACAAGGUGUUCAGCAAAGCAGCUCCUGUUCCAGAACUAGCUAAAACGUUACUUUCGGCAGAGGAAGGCCAUGGACUUCACUUCAAGAAGCAACUUGAAAUUCUCGUGAACCAGAAUCGGUUGGCUGACAUUAUCGCAACUAUGCUUGGGGAUAUGCAGCGACUCACGGAUACCUGGAAUAACAAAGGAUCGAUGGAUCCUUUUGACAAAAUCAACGACAUCACCUUUCAUGUUACCGCGCAUAUGAUUACUAGCAACGACUUCGUUUCAGAUCCAGUGAAUUUCUCUCGAUUUCAAACUCAUUUCUUCACCCAACUCAAGAAUAACACUCCCGCAAUGAUUUUCUUACCGUGGUUCUAUCGUAAAUCACAACGAGAAAAAGAAAUAGCUAUAACUUCCCUCUUCACGACCUUAACGAGCUAUAUCGAGGCUCGAGAAAAGGACAAAAUUUCGACUUCUGAACCCAUCGAUCUGUUACUUGACCACGGGAUGAAUUCACAGGAGAUCAUCCAGUUCAUUCUCGGAUUCCUAUUUGGAGGUGUUUACAACGCAACCAAAGCCAUCUCCUGGAUACUUAUCUAUAUCUCGAUGCAUUCCCAAUGGAAAAUGACCAUCCGUUCCGAGGUAGAAAAUGUCCUCUCCAAACAUUCUUUCGAUAUCUCCAAGCCGCUAUACAGGAGACUCACUGAAGUACCGCUCGAGGCCUGGGAGGAAUCGCUGCCUACGCUCGACCUCGUCAUUUCCGAGACCUUUCGCCUGGUCAUGAAUCAAACCGUCUUACGGCGGAAUAUAGGCGAAGAUGUCGAAAUACCUGGCGGACAGGGCCAUGUUCCAAGUGGAGCAUUCGUAGCAUAUAGUAAUGCCGAUGCUCAUCUGGAGCCCGAAAUAUACGACGAUCCUUGGUCAUUCAAGCCUGAUCGUUUUGAACAUGGAAAACAGAAGGUACUCUCAAACGACUUCUUGGGAUGGGGCGCUGGGAGACACCGCUGUGUAGGAUUGGGGAUCGCAAAACUGACGAUCAAGACGAUUGUCUGUUUAUUCGUGAUGACCUACGAUUACGAUAUAACUCGGACGAAGCGCAAGUCUAACCCGACAAUUCCGAUUCCUGAUCAUAACAAGGUGAAUGAGGCACGCCCAAAGGGUGAAGUGAUUACUCUCAAUUACCAACGUAUUGAACAAUCUGUUUCAAUAUAA
Molecule: messenger RNA, 1455 nt
Organism: Lentinula edodes (shiitake mushroom)
Lineage: Eukaryota; Fungi; Basidiomycota; Agaricomycetes; Agaricales; Omphalotaceae
Product: cytochrome P450
Exons: 8
Coding region: 1-1455 (484 amino acids)
Molecular function (GO): monooxygenase activity; oxidoreductase activity, acting on paired donors, with incorporation or reduction of molecular oxygen; iron ion binding
Source: RefSeq, a predicted model, not a curated record